This is a messenger RNA of Jatropha curcas, 1147 nucleotides long. RefSeq lists its product as uncharacterized. The record is from RefSeq and is a predicted model, not a curated record. NCBI's taxonomy places the organism in Eukaryota, Viridiplantae, Streptophyta, Magnoliopsida, Malpighiales, Euphorbiaceae.
GCAAUAUGCUGUCUCCGUUAUUGAGUAUUGUAACCCGACUUCACUGUAUACACUCCCUUAGCAUCAAAACUCCACAUCCAAGAGUCCUUUUGAUCUGUAAUUCCCAAUGGGAUCUGCUGGAUUAAAUUAAUUUCAGCCAUGCUAAAUAGUUGAUUUAUUGCUUCCAGAUCCCAUGAUCUGCCAUCAAAUGUCAUCAAGUCUGCCACAUAAGUCUCAUCCAUACUAGUUGUGCUUAGGGACUGGAUAUAUGGUGAGUUAUUGCCUGCUAGCCACGGAUCAUUAAAAACCCUUCUAGACUGUCCAUUCCCUCUGCGUUCUAUACAUCCCUCACGAAGAAGAGGUAUACGAGCACAUAUUGACUUCCAAAAAAAAGCUCGGCGCGUAGAGAACAAAUUUUACGGCUGGAGAAAACAAAGAAACCCCCCAUCUCCUCCAUCGCUGACGAUAAAGAUAGAGCAGAGAACACAAGCCUAACUUCUUUUUGUGGGUUUACAAAAGGAAAUGAAAUGGGGCUCAAGAAACUCGGCUUUCCCCUUUUGGCCAUAAUGGUAAUAUUAUCGCAGCUUCAUCUUCUUCUUCCUCCUCUGCAUGCACAUCCAUUGCAAAAUGCAUCCACUGCUAAAGGCCUGAUCCUUCAGGAACCAAAAGCUAUAAAUGAAAAAAUUGGCGAAAAUAAGGGGAUGACUGUAAAACUAACUGUUUCAGCAGGGAUAAAGCAACUAUUAUCAGUAGACAGAAGAGGUGGUGGUGGUGGUGGCCAUGGAGGAGGAGGUCAUGGAGGUGGCCAUGCAAGUCAUUCAGCUGGAAGUCACGCGCACAGUGGAGAGGCUACAGGUAAUGGUAAUGAUGGGUAUGUGCAUGGUGCAACUGUAGUGCCUUUGCUUUCUGCCGGAGCUAUGUCUCAUCACCAGAACAAUGACCACCAUCAUGGUGCCAAUGGAGCUACCCCAACCUCUACUGGUCCAAGCUAUGUGGUUCUUGCAGCCUUGGUUAGUUUUAUUCAAUAUUUUGCAUUGCUUUAACUUAUAAGAUCUCAUAACUUGUUCGACAAAAAAGUUUCAGAAUUUAAUUGGUGUUGUUAUUUAUCUCUGUAAUUACUUCGGAGAUUAAUGUUGUUCUUUAAUAAUAUAUUUGGUUGAAGAUCCAA